Durio zibethinus is the source of this 857-nucleotide messenger RNA. The record is from RefSeq and is a predicted model, not a curated record. Lineage: Eukaryota; Viridiplantae; Streptophyta; Magnoliopsida; Malvales; Malvaceae.
AUGUCAUCUUUUAUUCGCGGAAUUGUUCCAGUCAACCAAUAUGGGAGUUAUUUAUUGCCUAUUUUAACUGGAAUUGACCAGUCAAAAACCACGGGAGGUAAUGUGGACAAUCGUGCGAUGCUUAAUUGGGAGGAAAACUGGAACACGCAGGAAAUGAAAACAAUGCUUUCGAGUGGGAGCAAGUAUUGUCCUCUUCCAUUUCCAAAAUCACUCCGCCUUAGAACUUGCGGGAAAGGCUAUAUGAAAAAAAAAAGGAUGAAAAAACUAAAUAGGCGCAUGAGAAGGCUAAGAUGUGAUAUGGAAGAAAUAAGCGAGGAACAAAAAAAGAUCAAAGAGGGGCAAAGACAAGUAAGAGAAAAAUUUGAAGCCAUUGAAUUGGAAUGUGAGCAUCUUCGAAAGGAGACCAACCUCAUAAUUCAACAGAGUAUGAGUACCCAAAUACGCCUUGCUUUGAUGUUUCAAAUUUUGAAAGCAAGAGAGAAUCAAGAGUUCGACAAGGCAGCCCAACUCACUUGUGCUCUCCGCGAAGUGAUAGCGAGAGAGAACCAACAAAGGAAUGCUUCGAAAAAUUAAAGGUUGGGUUGAGCUAUAUUGUUAUAUACCCCACAUUCCUAGGCCAACGUUUUCAUCCAAGUUCCGGAAAAAUCAAAUGUUCAAUGCCAUGUAUGGAAGUCUGAACUUUAAUUUGCAAUUAUCCUUAAAUUUAGAUCGUUAGUAGUAAGCUUAAUUAAAUAAAAGUUACUAUUGCAAACUGAGUAAUUCUAAUAUAUUUUCUUGAACCUAAUGCUUUGGUUCAUUCACUUCCUUUAAGAUUUGAAUGUCAAUAAAAUUGGGAUUCAAUUCUUAGUACUUGCAAA